AUAGCCACAACUGCUCAGUUGCUCGGAGAGCAGGAACACAGGUCCUGGAGACUCGAGUGUCCUUAGGCUGGAAGGAGCUGCUGUGUAAAUCAAAGGGGUGAAAUCUACAAUAUUACAGCCCUGGACAUCAGCCGAUGAUUUCAUGAGGUAGUAGGAGAAGGUCAAAAGGCUCUAACGUGAAUUGGCAUCGAGUGUCAUUAUGAGAUGUCGUCUCUCAGUGCCUCGUUUGUGCAAAUCAAAUUCGAUGACAUCCUCUUUUAUGAGAACUGUGGUGGAGGUAGCUUUGGCUGCGUGUAUCGAGCCAAGUGGAUCUCACAGGACAAAGAAGUGGCUGUGAAGAAGCUUCUCAAAAUUGAAAAAGAGGCUGAAAUCCUUAGUGUUCUGAGCCACAGAAACAUCAUCCAGUUCUAUGGAGCUAUUCUUGAAGCACCUAAUUAUGGCAUAGUAACAGAAUAUGCAUCUGGAGGCUGUUUAUAUGACUACCUGUCCAGUAAAGAGAGUGAGGACAUGGACAUUGGACAGAUCAUGACUUGGGCCAUGGAAAUAGCCAAAGGAAUGCACUAUUUACACAUGGAAGCUCCAGUUCGGGUAAUUCACAGGGAUCUGAAGUCCAGGAAUGUGGUUAUAACUGCUGACAGAGUGCUAAAGAUUUGCGACUUUGGCGCCUCGAGGUUUCACUCGCACACGACCCACAUGUCUCUGGUGGGAACCUUUCCCUGGAUGGCCCCAGAGGUGAUCCAGAGCCUCCCAGUGUCGGAGACGUGUGACACGUAUUCCUAUGGCGUGGUUCUGUGGGAAAUGCUUACACAGGAAGUUCCUUUUAAGGGUCUGGAAGGAUUGCAAGUUGCUUGGCUUGUGGUGGAAAAAAAUGAGAGGUUAACCAUUCCCAGCAGCUGCCCGGCCAGUUUCGCUGAAUUAAUGAGGCAAUGCUGGGAAACUGAGCCAAAGAAAAGGCCAAUGUUUAAACAGAUCAUCAUGACCCUGGAGUCCAUGUCCAAUGACAGCCAACUUCCUGACCAGUGCAAUUCCUUCUUGCACAAUAAGGCAGAGUGGAGGUGUGAGAUCGAGGCCACUCUGGAAAGGCUGAAGAAGCUGGAGCGAGACCUGAGCACGAAAGAGCAGGAGCUGAGGGAGAGGGAGCGGCGCCUCAGGAUGUGGGAGCGCAAGCUGAUUGAACAGUCCCACUCGCCGCUUUUCUUACCUGUUGCUGCAAAGAUUUCUGAAGAGUCUUUCUAUGAGUCUAAGACAGAGGAGUCAAACAGUACCGAGAUGUCCUGUCAGAUCACAGCCGCCAGUAAUGGGGAGGUUGAUGGGCUGAGCCUGCAGGCCAUGAUGAAGGGCUUUGGGAAUAUGUUGUCAAUGGACCUGACAGGACCUGUCUUGCACUCCGGCAUGCAGAUUAACAUGCAGGCCAAACAGAACUCCUCCAAGUCCACCAGUGUGAGAGAGGGAAGAAAACUCAACAUGACAGUGGGGUUGGGUCAGCUUGACUGGUCUGAUGACAGCGACUAAUCAUGCCUGAUUUUAUUGUAGCCCAACUAGGGUGGGGUAUGCAAUUUACAUCCUUCAGUUGAUUUGACAUGUGUUUUAACUCACAGUUAACUUGUGGUCAGUAGUUUUGUUAACUGCCUUCAGUCAUUGCAUGUUCAAAAAUACACAGAAAUUUCAGUGAUGUCAGCUGUAACAUCAUCAUGCAAGCAGGCUUAGGCAUAAAAUCCUACUUUUGUGAGUGAUGCUGUUUAGAUUCUGAGCAAUGUAUUUGGGAAAUGAGCAACUUUGCAGUAUUUUCUUAACUUCAAAGGGCACACCUAGGUUUGAAUCAACCAAAAAAAAAAUAAAGACUAUAAAAAGUGCUACAGAACCUUUUUAAUUUUGACAUUUCACUAAUAUGAUGCACGCUAUUAUUCUAGUCCUUAUAAAAAUUCUUAUUAUAUAUAGACACUGUAAAUGUAAUAAUACAUUGUUUUGUUAAAGAAGGAAAAUCCAUGUUUGCAUAAUUGAAUACAAAUUUGAACAUGGGUUCUUAAAGGUUCCUACGGUAUUGAAAUUCGAAACUAAUUAUAUGAUUAAUGUACUGUAUGGACUAAAUUAUACAUACUGUAGAACAAAUAAUGGAAUGGUAGACAGGACAAAGAAAUACCUAUGUCAUUAUAAAACUGGUUAUAUGAAGUUACAAGUAGAUGUAUUACUAGUUGAAAUUCAAGUAUAUUAGCAACCUAAUGCAUUAUAUUUGUCUAAUAAUGCAUUAGGCCACACAGCCCUGGGCAUACAAUGAGAUAAUGUCCCUGUGAGACAAUGGAUAUUUCCAUAAAACAGUGAGAACAUUAAAUGGCAUUCAGUGUUUUUUGACAGAAGUUUACCCAUAUCUGGUAUGAUUGGAACAUUUGGUAUAAGAGAAGAUGGUCAUUCCUAAAGAUCAGUGGCACAUCAAUAUGGUGUCAGCUAAAAUGUGAUCCACAUGCUUUGUAAGCAUUUCCAAGAAACUGGAGAUGUUCAUACUGUAUAUGUUUAAGGGUUAUUGGGAACUGUCAAGCACAGUAGCAGGUGAUCAUCAGUGUGAUGCCCCUUAAGGCAUUAUAAAAGCAUCACAUGACAGCUUCAGAGUGUUUGCCUCUUGGUAGUUUUUUUUCCCAAUAUUGGUGAAUCAGAAAUUAUUUUGAUUUGUUGAUGGUUUGUGUCCAUUAUACAGCAGAGCACCCCAGGGAAGAGGUUUGGGCAAUAAAGCACUGCAGCUGAUGUGUGUGUGUGUAUGUGUGUGUGUGUGUGUUUGUAUUCUAGAAGAAUGCAAAUUAAUUCAUACUAGGUGGCUGCUUUUUCGAAGCCUCUUUCUGAAGCUGUUCAGCUGGUUUUUGCCCUGUGAUUACAUUAAAGGAGAGUCCCUAGUAAUGUGUCACCUUCUCCGUUGCGAGAGGAUGUUUCAUUAUCAGAACUCUGUGUUAUACAGCUGAUGAGCCAGAAGGCAGCAGUCCACUUUUGACCUUAACAGAUGUGGUUGUUAAUUUUUAGAAUGUAAUAUUCAGAACCCCCUGUUCAGCUGGUUUGCUUCAUACCCUUGGUUUUUUAAAUGUGUCAUUUUUACCAGUUUGAAGAAACUCUCAGAUUACUAUUUUGAUGUGUGUUCAACCUAAGUAUCUACUCUUACCAAAUAUUUCCCUUGGCUGCCACUCCGUACAGGUACAUGACUGUCCGGUCCCAUUUAUCAAUACACAUCCUCCUCUUCAUACAUAUGCUUCUAUUUAACAUUAGCAUUACUGCCUUGCAGAGCUGGAUGCAUGGAUUCAGUUCCUGGGGUGCUAUCUGCAUGGAGUCUGUGUGUUCUCCCCAUAUUCACAUGGGUUUUCUGUCAGGUGUUCCAGUGUCCCUCUACACUGGUAGGGUUAAUUUGCCCUGGUGUGAGUGUGUGUGUAUCUGUGUUUGCGUCUGUGUGCCCUGCGAUGGACUAGCGUCCGAUCCAGGGUGUACCCUGCCUUGCGCCCGUUGCUUGCUGGGACAGGCUCCAGUUCACCCCGCGACCAUGAAUUGGAAGAUGUGAUAAGAAAAUUGAUGGAUUGCUGUUAUAUAAUCGAACCCCUCCUUCCCCUCACACCCAUCCAACUAUUUUGUGUCCUGAGACUUUGGAGGAUUCCAGAAACCUGCCAGCAACACUGGGGAAAAAAGGCAGGAAAGUUUCUGUGUCCCAAAUUAACUAAAAAAUAAACUGUAAAAAGGCAGAAUUUCACAGAGCCAAAGACAGCCCUGUGUUGGCAGACUGCCUGGUCUCCAUUUGAUGCUCAGUGCAGUAAAACUGGAAUUGGGAAAUGUAAGACUAGGUAUUUUUAAGCAUAGCUGUGGACACAGGCGAGAUUAAUUACUUCUUAGGCCCUUACAGUUCAAUCCAGGUCUUCCACAUGCCUGCAACCAAUGGAAAUGUAAAUAACUAUGAUCUGACUAUAGACAUUUACUGCAUUCCAGAGAGAUUACUUGAGGAUAAUGUUGAUGUUCAUUAGAAUCCAUUUUUUUAUCCCAUCUACUACAGGCAUUAACCAUGAACUAUAUGUAUAUACACCAACAGAAGAUCAAACAACAGUAUUGAACUAAAAAUAUCAUCUUCUGUAUUAAAAGACGAUAAUGAGGCCCAAAGGUAAAUCUGUACGACAAUUUAGCUGAAAUAAACUACUACUGAAGAACAUUUUUUUAUCCAUCCCCCUCAGUAGAUUAUGUCAUGUAUCAGUGUACUAUAUAUACUGUAACAGGACAGCAGUGUUUGGCAAAAGUUGAAAGAAAGUGACUUGUGUAAUCCAAGCUGGUGCCGAUACUAACCCUACAGACCAGCAGAACCUAACACUGUGAAAAGAACUGUUUCAUUUCAGAUGUGCAGACUGUAUGCUAUAUGCUGUGUUGGAUUUUUUUUGUAUUCUUGCUUAUUUAAUGGCAUGACAGUAAUUUACCAACUUCUGAACAAACAAUAUGUGAAAAAAUCGGGAAUUUAUGAGGUUUCACACAAGUAUUAAAAUGAUAGCUGUGCAAUGUCAUAAGCACUGCAUUGAGGCUUGACCACUUUUUUCAAUGCUAAAUUUUAAUUUGUACAAUCCUAUUUAUAUUUCACAUCUAUCUAAAUGUUUGUUUUGAUGUGAACUCCUCUUGUGUUGCUGCUUUCUCUUCUAUAUACUUAUUUUUCAAUAAACUUUUGACAUGAAAUGA
This is a messenger RNA of Lepisosteus oculatus (spotted gar), 4680 nucleotides long. RefSeq names its product mitogen-activated protein kinase kinase kinase 20a (gene map3k20a). NCBI's taxonomy places the organism in Eukaryota, Metazoa, Chordata, Actinopteri, Semionotiformes, Lepisosteidae. Gene Ontology annotation, cellular component: cytoplasm. Gene Ontology annotation, biological process: signal transduction; protein phosphorylation. Gene Ontology annotation, molecular function: protein binding; ATP binding; protein kinase activity. The record is from RefSeq and is a predicted model, not a curated record.